AUGGCUCAAGGUCCGGUCAUCGUUUUGACAGGAACACCUGGAACUGGCAAAUCUACCCACGCAGAGCUUCUUGUGAAUGAAUCUCCUUUACCAUUGAGAGCUAUCAACGUCAGCGAAUGGGUAAAAGAAAAAGGAUUAUAUGAGAAGUACGACGAAGAAUGGCAAUCCUACACCGUUGACGAAGAUAGGCUUUUAGAUGAACUCGAGCCAAUCGUCGCAGAAGGCGGCAUAAUCCUUGAUUGGCAUUCUUGCGAAGUAUUCCCCGAACGCUGGCCUGAUCUUGUUGUCGUCUUGCGCUGUGACCAUUCAAAAUUGUGGGAAAGGCUAGAAAAAAGAGGGUAUCCUCUUAAAAAAAUCCAAGAAAACAACGAGGCCGAAAUAAUGCAAGUGGUAUUAGAGGAAGCACGAUCUUCUUAUCCCUCACAAAUUGUCAUCGAGCUGCAAAGCGAGACCAUGGAGCAUUUAGAAACGAACGUGGCUAGAAUAGUGGAGUGGAUUAAACAGUGGUCUGCGAACCAGGAAGAUAGUUAG
Messenger RNA from Psilocybe cubensis, 531 nucleotides. RefSeq names its product Adenylate kinase isoenzyme 6-like protein. Bases 1 to 531 code for a protein of 176 amino acids. Gene Ontology annotation, cellular component: nucleus; cytoplasm. The transcript has 3 exons. Gene Ontology annotation, molecular function: AMP kinase activity; ATP hydrolysis activity; ATP binding. The record is from RefSeq and is a predicted model, not a curated record. NCBI's taxonomy places the organism in Eukaryota, Fungi, Basidiomycota, Agaricomycetes, Agaricales, Agrocybaceae.